Molecule: messenger RNA, 1680 nt
Organism: Capsaspora owczarzaki ATCC 30864
Lineage: Eukaryota; Filasterea; Ministeriida; Capsasporidae
Exons: 2
Coding region: 133-1038 (301 amino acids)
Source: RefSeq, a predicted model, not a curated record
UUUCAAUCCCAUUUCAAUCUCCCCAGUUUUCAAUUUUUCAAUCCCAUCCUCAACUCGCUUCGACCUCGACCUCGACCUCUUCCCUCAAUCUCUAAAUCUCUUUCUCUCCCUCGUUGCUGAUAUCACAAACACAUGGCUGGUGGUGGUGGUGGUGCUGACGUUGUCGUCGCAUUGCUGCCUGCAUCGCGGUCGGCUGCGUUCGCGCUGGGUCUCGCGCUCGGCGCUGCGGCGGGCGGCGUGCUCGCAGCCAUCACCACGCGCCGCAUGCUCGACAGUGCCAAGUCCAAGUCCACCACAUCAACACGCCCCAACGACCAGCCGCUCGUGCUCGCGAUCGAGACGCUGACGGACGCCGUUCGUGGAUUGGCGCAAACAUACGAUGCAGACCGGCAGGCGGCCAAGCUCAACGGCAGCCGCUACCAGUCGCACGCGGGAGGAUCGUUCGAGUCUGCCUCCUUGUCGUCGUCGUCGUCGACGCAGCUGGGCACGGACGGGUUCCGCACGCCGCUCGAGGACGCGGCCUGGGACGAGGAGCCCGCCGAGGACGAGUUCUACGACGCCCGAUCCCGCUCCAACUCGUCUGCAGCGAGCGUGGUUGCCCAGGCGCGACACCUCGCAACGGGUGCGGCGCCGGCGGCCGGCGAGAACGACGACGAUGUCGAGGCAAUGGAAGUCGCUGCGGCCGCUGCGUCAGACCCGCGCGCGUUCGCUGCAGCCGUCAAUGGCGCGCUUCGUGCUCAGAAAGUCGUUGGAAGCAGCGGGGAAGAGAUUGACGCCACGUUCUACGUCAAGGUCGACCAUGCGCGCGAGUCCAAGGAGUUCCAGUCCGUCUUCAACAUGCUCAAGACCGCGUUCGACGCCGACGCCAGCCCGACCAGCGUCAACCGCGGCCAAGAGGUCUAUUGGCGAUAUGCUCGUGCGUACUUUGAUCUGAGCACGUCCCACGCUGCGGGCUCGGAUGAGCGCAAGCGCCUCGUCGAGGCCGGGACUUUCAGCUUGCGAAUGAGGGUCUUGUCUUGUUUGACACGUCUGCCAUGAUGCACAAGUGGUUUGCCAUUCUCGUCACUGCAGUCGCCGAGUUUGGAGGAGCCAAAGAGAGGAUUGCCACCGCAUUCACCUUCCGUGACCACGUCCGCCGUGCAAUUGAGCUCGAUCCCCGGGAUGGAUCAUCGUACCACUUGUUGGGCCGGUGGUGCUUUGAGGUGUCCCGAUUGAAGUGGUACGAGCGCAAGGCUGCCGCGGCUCUGUUUGGUCGCCCGCCAGAGGCCACGGUGGAGGAGGCGCUCGAGCUCUUCCUGCAGGCCGAGGCUGCCACGCCGUUCUUCUGGCGUGCCAACCCGCUGUUCAUCGGACGGUGCUACAAGCAAAGCGGCAAGCCGGCUGACGCGCGCACCUACUUUGAAUUGGCGCUGUCGGAUGGAUUCAAGGUUUCCAUGGAUGACGAAGAAACGUUGGUUGACGCUCGCAAAGAGCUUGAUGCUCUGUAAGCGGGCAGGAGCUUGAGCCAAUCCAAUCCAUGCCGAAAAGAAAUUUGUUGAUCCCAGUGAUGUUUGGUUCCCAGUGAUGUUUGGUUCGAGUUUGUUUUCUCCUUGUUUAAUGUUGGUCGAUUGUUGUUAUGCAUUUGUGAAUUGAUCGCACCAAGACAGUCAGAAAAUUCUUGUUGAUACAUGUAUUUCAAAC